GCUACGGUUUGCUCUAAACCACCUGUUUUGCUUUAAUCCCGAACCGGCGGCUCAGAUGCGGAGAUAAUCAGAGAAAGACGGCUGAUAUCCUGCUCUGUCAAACAGCUGCGGGUUCCUUUCUCAUUAUCUACAAACUUGCGCGUUUUUCCUGCCUGUGAUCAGGGACGCGUUUGAAUCUCUGGGAUUUGCGCGUGAAUUUAUUCGACUUUAAUCAAUGGGUUACGCAAACCGCAUAGCAGGGUUCUAGCUAUAUGAACGAAGUGCUGUGUGUGAUUCGGUUUGAGUACAGUACAUAAAUGGGACUUAGUGGAGACUGAUGCUGAACAUCAUGCACUGCGUAAUGAUGAGGUGAAAGGGAGCAAAGCAAAUCCGACAUGAAUGAGGAGAACCGGAAAAGUAAUGGGUACUCCAAAGAGUCAGAGGAAGGUGGCGGAGAAGGGGAGGAGGAGGAAGAGGGUGGAGGAGAGGGGGUUGAGAGAGAAGAGGAUGAGGAGGAUGACUGGGAAGACAGUGAGAAGCCGAGGAUAAAUCGCACAGACACACUCAACUCCAACACCAGCUCAACAGGGACACAAAGGAAGAAGAGCCAGCAUGGCAAGAAGCAGGUGCAAGGCUCCAACCAGGUUCAGCGAGCGCCAAGAGCUCUUUUUUGUCUUAAGCUGAACAACCCCAUCCGUAGGGCUGCACUGUCAAUAGUCGAGUGGAAACCUUUUGAUAUUUUUAUUCUCCUAGCCAUUUUUGCUAACUGUGUGGCUCUGGGAGUAUCCAAGCCUUUUCCGGAGGAUGAUUCCAAUGCUACUAACCAUGAUCUGGAACAAGUGGAAUACAUCUUUCUGGUCAUCUUCACUGUAGAAACCUUUCUAAAGAUUCUGGCCUAUGGUCUGGUCAUGCACCCCAGCUCCUACAUCCGCAAUGGCUGGAACCUGUUAGACUUUGUCAUCGUCAUUGUGGGAUUGUUCAGUGUAGUGUUGGAGACAGCAACCAAUAAAUCUGGGGAAACACAUCACAUACCAGGGAAGCCAGGAGGCCUGGAUGUGAAAGCACUCAGAGCUUUCAGAGUCUUACGACCUCUCAGACUUGUUUCAGGAGUGCCAAGUUUGCAGAUUGUGCUGAACUCCAUCAUGAAAGCUAUGGUUCCUUUACUUCACAUCUCUCUUCUUGUCCUGUUUGUCAUAAUCAUCUAUGCAAUAAUUGGCCUGGAGCUCUUCAUCGGCCGCAUGCACAAGACAUGCUACUUUAUCGGCACAGAUGACUUUGCAGAUGAUGACCCGGUUCCAUGUGCAUUCACCGGUCAUGGUCGGCAAUGUAUCGUAAAUGGUUCAGAGUGUAGAGGAAAGUGGGAUGGGCCGAACGGCGGCAUCACUAAUUUUGAUAAUUUCUUCUUUGCCAUGCUGACUGUUUUCCAGUGCAUUACGAUGGAGGGCUGGACCGAUGUUCUUUACUGGAUGAAUGAUGCUAUAGGUUUUGAGCUGCCCUGGGUCUACUUUGUAAGCCUGGUCAUCUUUGGAUCCUUUUUUGUCCUCAACCUUGUAUUGGGUGUGUUGAGCGGUGAAUUCUCUAAGGAACGAGAGAAGGCUAAAGCACGUGGGGAUUUUCAGAAGCUACGGGAGAAGCAGCAGCUGGAGGAGGACCUGUGUGGCUAUAUGGACUGGAUCAUGCAGGCUGAGGACAUUGACGAAUUUAAUGAGGACGGAAACAGACGUGUGACCCUGCGUGACCUGGCUGACAAAAAGCGAGGAAAGUUCAGCUGGUUCACCCACUCCAACGAGACCCACGCAAGUCUUCCAGCAAGUGAAACAGCCUCAGAGAACACAGAAAAUAUAGAUGAAGAACACACUGACUGUUGUGCUGCUUGCUGUGCUUGGAUAAUGAAAAACCCCUGCUGUCGCACAUUGCGCCGGUGGAACCGUGGCAUUCGGAGAAACUGUCGAAAAGCUGUGAAAUCGGUGACAUUCUAUUGGCUGGUGUUGAUUCUGGUGUUUCUCAACACGGCCCUGAGCGCAUCAGAGCACUAUAACCAACCAGACUGGCUCACUGAAGUGCAGGAAAUUGCCAACAAGGUGCUUCUGUCCCUUUUCACAUUUGAGAUGUUGCUGAAGAUGUACAGUCUGGGGCUGCAGGCUUACUUUGUAGCUUUCUUCAAUCGUUUUGACUGUUUUGUGGUGUGUGGAGGAAUCCUGGAGACUGUGCUGGUGGAGAUGGAGAUCAUGCCACCUCUUGGCAUUUCUGUACUGCGCUGCGUUCGGUUGCUUAGGAUCUUCAAAGUCACGCGCCAUUGGACAGCUCUUUCCAAUCUGGUAGCAUCUCUACUAAACUCUAUGAAGUCCAUUGCAUCUUUGCUGCUGUUGCUUUUCCUCUUCCUCAUAAUCUUCGCUCUGCUGGGGAUGCAGCUGUUUGGUGGCAAGUUCAACUUUGAUGAAACACAGACAAAAAGAAGCACCUUCGAUGCUUUUCCCCAGGCCCUUCUUACCUGCUUUCAGAUCCUAACGGGUGAGGACUGGAACAUGGUGAUGUACGAUGGAAUUAUGGCAUACGGAGGCCCUGUGUUUCCUGGUAUGAUUGUGUGUCUGUAUUUUGUCAUUCUCUUCAUCUGUGGUAACUACAUCCUACUGAAUGUUUUCUUGGCCAUUGCUGUGGACAACUUAGCAGGGGCAGAUGGAGAUGACAAAAAAAAGGAAGAAAAGAAACAGGGAGAGGGAGGCGAGAUAGAGGAGGAGAAUACAGACGCUAAGAUUGACUUGGAUGAGUAUGAGGAAGAGGAGGAGCAAGAUGAAGGAGAUGGUGAAGAAGGAGGGACUCAGCUGAAUGUGGCUGAUUUUGCUCCUCCAAAAGAAAAAGUUGUGCCAAUUCCAGAAGGCAGUGCUUUCUUCUGCCUCAGCAAGACCAAUCCAAUAAGAGUAGGCUGUCAUACUGUGAUCAAUCAUCACAUCUUUACUAACCUGAUCCUGGUAUUCAUCAUCCUCAGUAGUAUCUCUCUGGCCGCCGAAGACCCCAUCAGAGCACACUCCUUCAGAAAUAAUGUCCUGGGCUAUGCUGAUUAUGCUUUCACCUCCAUAUUCACAGUAGAAAUUCUUCUCAAGAUGACGGUCUAUGGGGCGUUUUUGCAUAAGGGCUCUUUCUGUAGGAACUGGUUUAAUCUGUUGGAUCUUCUGGUUGUCAGUGUGUCUUUGGUUUCCUUCUUCCUACAUUCAAGUGCUAUCUCCGUAGUGAAGAUCCUGAGAGUGCUGCGAGUACUCAGACCUCUCCGAGCCAUCAACAGAGCCAAAGGUCUAAAGCAUGUGGUCCAGUGUGUGUUCGUGGCUAUACGGACCAUUGGGAAUAUUAUGAUUGUUACUGCUCUGCUUCAGUUCAUGUUUGCAUGCAUCGGUGUUCAACUCUUUAAGGGUAAAUUUUAUCGCUGCACAGACGAGGCAAAGCACACACCCGAGCAGUGCAAAGGCACGUUCGUGAUCUAUAAAGAUGGUGAUGUGAAUCACCCCUUCGUGCGGCAGCGUAUUUGGCACAACAGUGAGUUUAACUUUGACAACGUGCUGAUGGGAAUGAUGGCCCUGUUCACUGUGUCCACCUUCGAAGGCUGGCCUGCGCUCCUCUACAAGGCUAUCGAUGCCAACUCAGAGAACCACGGCCCCAUCUACAACUCUCAUGUGGAAAUCUCAGUCUUCUUUAUUGUUUACAUCAUCAUCAUUGCCUUCUUCAUGAUGAACAUCUUCGUAGGUUUCGUGAUCAUCACUUUCCGGGAACAGGGAGAGGCAGAGUUUAAGAACUGUGAGCUGGACAAGAACCAGAGACAAUGUGUGGAAUAUGCUCUGAAAGCACAGCCACUGAAGCUGUACAUCCCAAAGAACCCAGUGCAGCAUAAAUUUUGGUUAAUGAUCAACUCCACAGGAUUUGAGUACAUCAUGUUUGUGUUGAUUCUCCUCAACACAGUCACUUUGGCUGUUCAGCAUUAUGAGCAGUCUAAACUCUUCAGCUAUGUCAUGGACAUCCUCAACAUGGUCUUUACAGGCCUCUUUACUGUGGAGAUGAUUGUCAAGUUGUUAGCCCUCAGACUCAAGCAUUAUUUUACUGAUGCUUGGAACUCCUUUGAUGCUCUGAUUGUGGUCGGGAGUGUGGUGGACAUCGUGGUGACAGAGUUUAGUAGUUCAGAGGACAGUUCCCGGGUGUCAAUCACCUUCUUCCGUCUGUUCCGUGUAAUGCGAUUGGUUAAGCUGCUUAGCAAAGGGGAGGGCAUUCGCACACUUCUCUGGACUUUUGUGAAAUCUCUCCAGGCCUUGCCUUAUGUAGCUCUACUUAUUGCCAUGAUCUUCUUUAUCUACGCUGUGAUUGGUAUGCAGACAUUUGGGAAGAUUGCCUUGCAGGCCUACACGCCAAUCAACCGUAAUAAUAACUUCCAGACGUUUCCCCAGGCAGUGUUGUUGCUAUUCAGGUGUGCUACAGGUGAAGCGUGGCAGGAGAUCAUGUUGGCCUGUCUUCCAGGAAAGCGCUGUGAUGCAGAGUCAGAUUUUGAGCCUGGAGAGGAAUUCACAUGUGGCAGCAAUUUUGCAAUUGUUUACUUCAUUAGCUUCUUCAUGCUCUGCGCUUUCUUGAUUAUUAAUUUGUUUGUUGCUGUCAUCAUGGACAAUUUUGACUACUUGACACGUGAUUGGUCAAUUCUGGGGCCACAUCAUCUUGACGAGUUCAAAAGGAUUUGGUCAGAGUAUGAUCCAGAAGCCAAGGGUCGCAUAAAACACUUGGAUGUGGUGGCACUGCUUAGGAGGAUCCAACCUCCCCUGGGAUUUGGAAAACUUUGUCCCCACCGUGUGGCUUGCAAGAGACUGGUUGCUAUGAACAUGCCCCUGAACUCGGAUGGCACAGUGACCUUCAAUGCAACUUUGUUUGCCCUAGUCAGAACUGCCCUGAAGAUUAAAACUGAAGGUCACCCAGACCAGGAGAAUGUGGAGCUGAGGAUCAUUAUAAAGAAGAUCUGGAAACGCACAAAACCCAAAAUCCUUGAUGAGGUUAUUCCUCCUCCUGCUGAGGAAGAGGUGACUGUGGGGAAGUUUUAUGCCACAUUCCUAAUUCAGGACUACUUCAGAAAGUUCAGAAAGAGAAAGGAGAAAGUGGGUCUGGGAGACCCAGACCCCCAAAAGCCAUCAGCUCUACAGACAAAUACACAACAAAACAAAUAUACAUUCACUCUGGGCAAUUUAUCAAUCACAGCUUCUGCGGGUCUGCGCACCCUGCAGGAUCUUGGGCCAGAGAUUCGCCUGGCCAUGAAUGGUGACCUUGCGGAUGAAGAGGAGGACCUGGAGGAAGAACAAGAAGAGAAUGCGAAUGAAAAUGGCUAUGUUGUCAACGCUGAGUCCUCAGACCGCCGCUCCUCUGUGGUCUCCACACCGACGGCUUCAUCUGCUGCUGUGUCUGGAGAAGGCUUUUCCAAUGGAGGCCUAAGUCACAGGAAUUCACUAACCAGGACACUGAAUGACAGUGGCAUCCUAGAGCAGGAUAAAUUUAGAAGAGGAGAAAGGAGACGCUCCUCCCUCUACCUCCAGCACAAGAAUGGUGUGAUUGACCAGCCAUCAAAGAGAGUUUCAUAUUACAAGCAUCCACGGAGAGGGUCAGUGGAUCAUUUCUCUGGAGAGGAGGGGUACCCUAUGGAGCAGCUUUUCUACAGGAGGGAAGAAGCCGAGGAGGUCAUAGCACCCAGAGACAGACUUGGUUACCCAGAUGAAGUCCCCAUUCAUUCUAGCCAUCGAGCUCAUGGCUAUGAUGGACAGCCUACCUACAGUAAUCAGUAUGGCAGCAGUUAUGGUGAGGCCAGAAGGUCAGCCAGAAGACGACUCUUGCCUGCAACCCCCACUGUCCGGAAGUCAUCAUUCACCAUCCAGUGUCUGAGAAGACAGGGAAGCAGUGAUGAUCUUCCCAUUCCAGGCACCUACCACCAGAAUUUCCCACCAUGUAGAGCACGCUCACAGGCAUAUGGCAGUUAUGACUCACGCCGCAGCAGCAGCCGUUCUUCCACAGGCUCCACAGCCUCCUGGGCAAACUCCAGCCCCCGCCGCAGUCGUCUUCUUUAUGCCCCCCUCAUACUAGUGGAGGACGAGAGGUCAGCUGGCACAAGCAGCAUGGGCCUCUGGGAAAAGAAGGCAGAGGAUGAUGCAAGUGUGCCUGUGGCAGGGCGAGCGGGUCAGCCUUACAGGGCCUACACCACCCUGAGGGUGCCCACACAACUCAGCCCGCACUACAGCGAGAAGAGAGGCAGUGCUGACAGCCUGGUGGAGGCGGUAUUAAUCUCUGAGGGCCUUGGCCUGUACGCAAAGGACCCCAAGUUUGUAGCCUUUGCCAAGCGGGAGAUUGCAGAUGCCUGUCAUAUGACCAUAGACGAAAUGGAGAGUGCAGCCAGUGACCUGCUAAUUCGAGGCAGCACAGAGAGUUCUGGGAGCGGCCUUCUCAAUCAUACAGACUUAACAGGUCUCUACAGUGAUGAGGAACUUGUCAGGAGCCAUGAUGAGGAUGAGCUUGCUGAUGAGAUGACAUGCGUUACCUCCUUCUGACUGUCACAUCCAUGAAGCCAGUCAGAAACAUAAUAGAUGGAGACUCAAGGAAGCAUGCAGGCCAGUGCGAUAGCCGAGGACUCUGUCAGACAGGCAGAGGUUUAAAGCUACAGGUUAUACAAUCAUGGUAUAGGUCCAUUUGUUUACUCAAAAUGAAAGAUCAUGGUGUCUUUGAAGGUAUACGAAUGAAUCCCAGAGUGACUUCUUUUUUAUUGGAUUUCAUGUUGAAAAACACAAAAUUGCCAGCAUACUAUAUACAGUACACAAACGAGCAGUACUGUAUGUUGGAGCUCCAUGGGCUAGUGUAGCUAUUCUAUAAGAUGCUUCAGGCUUGCAAAUGCAUGGGAACACUCUUGCUCUAGCCUUUCCACUGCAUCAUCGAGAGUCUGGGUUGGAUCCUAAGGACUGUGCAGCUCACUGAAGCAGUGAAACUCAGUCUUAUUCAUGGAACCAUGUGAAAAUAAGUGCCUUGAAACAGGGUUCCUUAUCAUCCCAGAAGUGUCAAAAGUAAAGUGUGUAUAAACUGUAGUUAUGAAGGUAAUGCCGUUGUUCCUCAGUGGAUAUCAAGCUCACUGAUAUGCUGUAAAAUCCAGUAUAAACUGAGAAAAGAAAUGCUGGUUUGCCUGACAUCACAUGUGACAUAUUACUUACAGAAAUUUAUAUGUUUAAAAUUGAAAGAUUUGUACAUAAUAAAGUGGCAAUUUAAAUGUAUAUGCUGUUAAAUAUGUUUUUACGUUCUGUUUCAUAUCUGAACAAAUACAUAAAACGUUCUGCUGCUUAUCAAAUAUAUAUCAAUACUUUAUGUAUGAGUGUAAUUCCAAAUCAUAACAUUGAGCUUUUCAUUUUUAGCACUGCACGUCAUUUUCCAUAGUACAUACAGUGGAGAUCAGAAUUAGAAAACAUUUUAUGAAUUUCUUCAGCAAUAAUGUAAUCUUCAUUACUCAACAUUUGAAGGAUUUUUUUUGUUGUGGAUAUACCAUGCUAAUAGAACAGUGUUUUACAAAAUAACCACGGCACUUCAACAAAAAAACUUUAUUUUGUAGAAAACACAAUGAUCAAAAUUAGAGAACAGCAGUGACUGCAGCACUGAGAAAGACUAUCCACAAAAUUUCUGAAGGUUAACAAUUAACAGUCAACAAUUAGUAGAAAGUGUACAGCCCUUUGCUUUGAAUGACUUCAGCACAUCUGCGGCUAUAGGCCAUCACUAGUCUCUUCCACAGUUCAGUGACUGUAGUGGGUUUCUUGGCCAAAAAUCU
This is a messenger RNA of Tachysurus vachellii, 7789 nucleotides long. It is a transcript of the gene cacna1fb, whose product is annotated as calcium channel, voltage-dependent, L type, alpha 1F subunit. Lineage: Eukaryota; Metazoa; Chordata; Actinopteri; Siluriformes; Bagridae. Gene Ontology annotation, molecular function: high voltage-gated calcium channel activity. Gene Ontology annotation, cellular component: voltage-gated calcium channel complex; membrane. The coding region runs from base 375 to 6533 and encodes 2052 amino acids. Gene Ontology annotation, biological process: calcium ion import across plasma membrane. The record is from RefSeq and is a predicted model, not a curated record. The transcript is spliced from 49 exons.